Molecule: messenger RNA, 3492 nt
Organism: Sceloporus undulatus (fence lizard)
Lineage: Eukaryota; Metazoa; Chordata; Lepidosauria; Squamata; Phrynosomatidae
Gene: CCNG1
Product: cyclin G1
Exons: 7
Coding region: 312-1199 (295 amino acids)
Biological process (GO): mitotic cell cycle phase transition; regulation of cyclin-dependent protein serine/threonine kinase activity
Cellular component (GO): nucleus; cyclin-dependent protein kinase holoenzyme complex; cytoplasm
Molecular function (GO): cyclin-dependent protein serine/threonine kinase regulator activity
Source: RefSeq, a predicted model, not a curated record
AGCAGCAGCAGCAGCAGCAGCAGCAGCAGCAGCAGCAGCAGCAGCAGCAGCAGCAGCAGCAGCAGUUCCACAGGCGACUCUUUUCCUUCGUGCCUUUAAGAAGAGGGACAGAUGUUUCGCUUUUAAAUAUAGAGACUUGGCCCAAGUGCAUUUAUUUAUUUGCUUUAAUUUUAAUCUAUUUUUAAUAUUAAUUUGCAUUUAACUUUAAUGCGAGCCUUGUUUUUAAUUGACCUCAGCUCUAGAAGCUGCCAGCCUGCCUUGAUCUCCCUGCUGCUCUGUUUUAAAACCUUCUGCCACGUAAGGUUUUAAGGAUGAUUGAAACAUUUGCAACAAGUGAGGCUCAGGAAUUGCUGCACCAGCUGAAUGUGUUACUGGAUCAAGAGUUAAGAUGUCAGCCAAAGUUCUCUGGUCUAAGAAUAAUUGAAUCUGCUCAUGAUAAUGGGCUCCGGAUGACUGCGAGUUUGAGAGACUUUGAAGUCAAAGACCUGCUUAGUUUACUUCAGUUCUUUGGAUUUGGUACAGAGACAUUUUCCCUUGCUGUGAAUUUUUUAGAUAGGUUUUUAUCAAAAAUGAAGGUACAGCCAAAGCAUUUGGGCUGUAUUGGGCUAAGUUGCUUCUACCUGGCUGUGAAAGCCACACAAGAAGAGAGAAACGUUCCACUAGCCACUGACUUAAUCAGAAUCAGCCAAUAUCAGUUCACCAUUUCAGACCUCAUGAGGAUGGAGGUGAUUCUUCUAGAGAAACUAUGUGGGAAAGUGAAGGCAACAACUGCCUAUCACUUUCUACAACUUUAUCAUUCAAUCCUGCAUGGUAGCCUGAGCUGUGAAAGGAAAAGUCACCUUAGCUUAGAGAGACUAGAAGCCCAGCUGAAGGCAUGUCACUGCAGGAUUGCCCUUUCUAAAGUGAGGCCGUCGGUGUUGGCUCUUUCAGUAAUGGCUCUGGAAGUUGAAGAAGAAAAACUGCUGGAGUUGGUGGAAGUAAUAGAAAGUCUCCGAAUGCAUUCCAAGAUGAAUGGCAGAGAGCUUUCCAUUUGGAAGGAACUUGUAUCAAAGUGCCUCUCAGAGUAUUCCUCAAGCAAGUGCUCCAAACCAAAUGUUCAGAAGUUAAAGUGGAUUGUGUCUGGUCGCACAGCAAGGCAGCUAAAGCACAGUUACUACAGAAUAGCCCAUCUUCCCACUAUCCCAGAAAGUAGUCUCUAAAAGAAAUGGUCCUGAAGAAGAAAAGAUGGAUUACUAACUGGCAUCAUGGAUACAACCUUUUGGGCUAAGAUCUGAUUUAAAGCAGAGACUCCAUUGAAUGCCUCCAACCAUACUGAGGGCCAAAUUCAUGACUGAUUAGACUGUGACCACAUGCUGGGUGCUUUUGACCUAUAGAACUGUACUUCACAUUCCAACAAGACUGCUUUUAUCUCUCCACCAUCUCAUGGGAUUUCUGUUGAAGAAAACAAAGACAUGCUUAAAGAAUGAUGCCUCAGCCUCAAACAUAUACAUGGCAGCUAGUCUUGUGUUUCAUACUGAGCCACCAACAAUAGUUUGUUUGGUCCAAAACAUUUCUGUUUUAUACAGCACUUCCUGGACUAGCUACUGAAAGUGAAUAUGCACAAACUGAUAGGCUGAAAAUAUGUUUGGACUAGUGCAAUAUAAAUUCAUGUGCCUAGUACCUUACAGACUAGAAUAGUACUAGUGCUCCCGAGCCUGCUAGUUUAGCUAUGGCUCAUAGUACGUAUUAAAAACUUUUACAGCAGAACAGAGCAAAAAAUUAAACUUCCAACUGUAUCCAGAAUUCUAUUAUUGCUUGAGUCAAUAAAGCACUUUAGAAAUGUGAAACUAUUACUAAAUUUUUGUGUCGGCAUUAGAUACUAAGGAGAAUGCAGUAACUUCAGUUAAAAUGGAGUGUUCAGUAUCUUUAGUGUCUUUGCCUAACACUAAGAUACCAAAAUCUUGAUAGUUCUUCCUGCAACGUGAAAGAAAACCAAUAUGAUACAAUUCUAGCAAAGUAUAAAAAACUCUUUGGAAGUACUACUUUUUAAAAAAUGAAAUUAGACAAUAUUCUCCUUUUAAAAAUUAAACUUAAUUAAAACUGUAGGGCACACACCAGCUGAGAAUGUCGGCAGCAUCUUAAAAUAGAAGUAGACAGCUGAUACAUACUGGGUUGGAUUAAAAAAAGAAAAUCAAGACUGUAUUCCAGGUUUGUUCCAGAGUAAUCUGAGCUUGAGUCUAUGUGUUAUUGAAAUCACUUGGUCAAGUUGUGACUGGGCUUCAGUUUCACUAAUUUCAGUAUGACCUUCCCUUAAAGCUAACUUAGUCAGGGUCCAGUCCUUUGUCUGCGUAAGGUUAAAUUUAUUUCAAAGCCUUUGCAGUUGGAAGUGGAAGCAAUUUGUCCUAUGACACAUCUUUGCAAACAUAGUAGUGGCUUUUAUAUAGCACCUUGUAACUGAUUUGUAGUAGUCCAGGUUACAUUGAUUUUUCAGACCCUCAUUACGUGUUGACUAAUAGAAUACAAUUUUCAGUUUGAAAAGUUAUUCUGUUGAAAAUAAACUGCAGCUGUAGUCAUGAUGAACCAGCCCAUUAAACUGUACAUUGGUUUCAGAUUUGAAUGUGAAGGUGGGGAAGCCAAAAUAGUGUCCUUUGUCAUUGUGAUUCUCUGAAUAUUGACAGCAGUGUCGCUUAGGGUCUUCUGAAAUGUAAAGCAUGCUGAGAGAUGUUACAUUAGUACAGUUUUGCCAUGGCACGUUGUGCUUAAACCCUUGGCACUAUGCCAAAAUGUAGUGGUAGCUACUUUUCCACUUCAUUUUUGGAUACAUUGACUUCUAGCCUUUGUUAAAAUGUGUAGUAUCUCGUUGCUUGUUAAUAUUAGUUCUAACGUUUACUGUCUGAAUUAAUGUCACCUGAAUGGUGUUAGUUGAAACUAAAUUGUCUUUAGGGUUAUCAAAGUAAUGGGGGGGGGGGUUCUUUUCACACUGUGCACCCAUAGUGUUAUAAUUCUACUUUAACUGUCAUGGCACAACAACCUAUGGGAUCCUAGAAUUUGCAGUUUAGGGAUGGACAUUUAAGAGCUCUCAGCUAGAGUUCCUCUGGUGUCUCCAGCCAAAAAAUAAAUCAUAGGAUUGCAUAAGAUAUGUUACAACUGUGUAUACAUGAAAGGGCCCAAGCCUAGUGACAAAUUGCUGUGAUAGUGACAAAUAACCAAAUAAGGGUUUUCUUUAUUCAGGUCUAAUCCAGUGACCCUUUAUACUUCUACCUCAUUACAAUCUACUUGUUAAAACAAGAUAGGAUGUUCCUUCAGUAAUGUUUGGUUUAUAAGUGACCAUACUUGUUAAAAAAACCCAAACUUUCUAAUGUGUCUUUGUCACGUGUACAUAAAGUGGGAGAGAAGAAUGCAAAAGAAAGCAUUCAGUGAAGGAGAAAGUGCUGUAAUUUAUUAUCAACUGUCAUGGCGUUUUGUAAACAACAAGUGCCCCUUUCAAUAAAACAUUGAAAAGAAUUGGAUGAA